AACCGAUAAAAUUAAAUUCUGUUUUGUUUUUGUUCAUUUUCUCAAACAAAAAUCGAAAAAGAAUCUUCUGCAACAUUAAUUUUCCUGUGUAAGAGAAAAAAAAAUAAAUGAUAAAUAAUCUGUCCACCAUUCUAUUGUUGCUAGUGCCUACAGUAAUCAUAUCCACUACGAAUUAUCAUAAAUCAAAUCAUUCAUUGUUUGAUGAUGAAUUAAACACCAUGAUGUCGACGAUCAAAACUACCGAUAAUUAUCAUCAUCAUCAUUAUCAUCAUCAUCAACAUCAUCAUCAUAAUCAACAACAACAUGAACUAAUGUCAUUAUAUUUGGCUGGAAAAAACUUCACUGAAUCUACAACAUCCGGUACGAUAAUUCCGGAAUUACAUAUGAAUUUGACGAUAAUUGAAAGAUUUAUUAAUAUUGUCAAUGAUAAUGCUAUUUCAUUACCAUCAUAUCCGGAUCGACAAAUAUCGGCAACCGGAAUUCAUGGCAGCGGCAGCGGUGAUGAUCAAUUUCGUAGAAUCGAUCGACUUGUAGAAAUGUCGUAUACAUUCCGUACGGUUAUGGUCGUCAUCUAUAUGUUAACAGCUUUUGUUGCCUUUAUUGCCAACAUAAUGGCCAUAUUAAUAUUAAACUAUGGUCGCCGUACUAGUCGUCAAUUGAAUUUAUUCUUAUCUAAUCUCGGCCUCAGUGAUAUUAUCUUUGCCAUAUUCAACAUUCCAUUUACAUAUAUUACAUUAAUUUAUAAUACAUGGUGGCUACCGGAAUUUCUUUGUCCAUUAACCAGUUUUGUACAGGUAUUGGCACCAACUGUUGCAUUUUAUACACUCAUUGCCAUUGGUAUUGGUCGAUAUUACGUCAUUGUAACUGGACAAGAAUCACUUUUCCUCACGAAAUCUAGCCACACCAAAUUGGUCAUUGCAUUUAUAUGGAUAAUGUCCUGUUUUGUUGCAUCGCCCAUCUUAAUUGCAACGAAAAUUUCACCAGUAAUCUAUGUAAAUGAAACAUAUGUCGAAUGUACAGAAGAUUGGAGUUUUCUUGAUCCUACAAAUAGCCAUUCAAUAGGAACAAUUUAUACGAUCAUUGUAUUCGUCAUGACAUUCAUAUUACCGGUGGUUGCUUUAACCUAUCUUUAUGGUCAUAUUGGUUUGAUUGUUUAUAAACAUAAAUUUCCUGAAGGAAAUGAUAAUCGUGUCACAAAUCAGAAUCUAACUCAAACUAAAGUUAAAGUGCUCAAAAUGCUUUUAUUAUUGGUGAUCUCAUUCAUAAUAUGUUGGAGUCCUUGUCAAAUAUUCUAUCUAAUGCUUUGGAUUUUCGAAGAUAUACGCCAAGAUCCUAAUGCUAUCGAAAUGGAUGAUAAUGAUGAUGUUGUUGCUGAUGCUGCUGCUACUACUGCUAGCUAUUAUUCAAUCAUUUAUUAUUCUAUUUAUUUCAUUUCACAUUGGUUAGCUUGUUCACAUACAAUUAUGAAUCCAUUCAUCUAUUGUUUUUGUAGUAAUAAUUUUCAGAUGACCGAUCUGGCCGACAUUAUUUGCUGUAAAAUUAAUCGCCGUGAUUCAUGGAUGAAUCGAUCGAUGCAUUCACAUACAAAUAAUAAUAAUAACAAUAAUAAUAAUCAUAAUAAAAAAAUGAUAAAAUUCUCAUCGUCAUAUAGAAAAUCUGAUCAACAACAAAAAUGGAGUGUAGAAGAUUCACCACCACCAACACCAUUAGCAUCGCCAAUGAAAUUACCGAUCAAUGAUUCGUUUAUCAUGCUCAAACCAAAAAUUCCGAUAGUAAUAAUAAUAAUAAUAAUAAUUUUUUAACCUAUCAAGUUUGACGUCAAAACGAUAAAAUGGAUUUUUUUGUUGUUGUUGUUGCUUUGUUGGCAACCCUUUAAAAAAAAAUUUCUGUC
Molecule: messenger RNA, 1891 nt
Organism: Dermatophagoides farinae (American house dust mite)
Lineage: Eukaryota; Metazoa; Arthropoda; Arachnida; Sarcoptiformes; Pyroglyphidae
Source: RefSeq, a predicted model, not a curated record